UGCAGCCACUGUCAUUACGCACUGGCAGCAGGCAGUCAGUGCGCGAUUCGUAACUGAGCGCGCAUCAAACAAUUUUCCGUCUGCUAUCGUGUGUUUAUAACGCAGACCGCUAACGUGGUCCAAAGUAAAUUGUUUCUCUCGGCAUUGUCAAUUUUCGAAAAUGUUACGACUCAUAAAUAAAUCUAGCUUUCAUCAGAUCAAUAAACGAUGCUGUCAAUGGAGCAAAUUUUCCUCAUCAAAGAAUCCAGAAAAUGAAGGCACAAAUAUUGAAUUACCGGUGGAAGACCCAGGUCACAAAAUAAAAAGAGUAAUGAAAAGAGAUUUCGCGUUCAUGAAAAAAAAAGUUAUGUUUUGGAAAGAUUUCAAGAAUCCAGCAAUUGAUGAAAAUACUGGCAGAGUGAUUGAUUGGGAUGAUCCAAAUGCUCCAAUCUUCCCAAAUUACUGUGACAUAGUUAUUAUUGGAGGCGGUGCUAUGGGUAGUUCAAUAGCUUAUUGGAUAAAGAAAUUAGCUCUUAGAUCUUUGAAUGUUGUUGUCAUUGAAAAAGAUCCUACAUACAAACAAUGUUCAACCGUGUUAUCAGUUGGUGGUUUGCGGCAACAAUUUUCACUCGAAGAAAACAUAGAAAUGUCUUUGUUUGGAGCAGAAUUUUUAAGAAAUAUUAAUGACUAUUUAGGAGUCGAAGGUGAACCUCCAAUUGAUGUUCAAUUUCAGCCGUAUGGAUACUUAUCUUUAGCAUCAACACCAGAAUCAGCUGAAGUACUCAUGAAAAACUCAGAGUUACAAAAUGAGAUUGGUGCAAAAAAUACAAUUCUAACUGCAGGUCAAUUAUCUAAUAAAUUCCCAUGGCUCAAUACAAAAGACAUAGAGAUGGGAUGUCUUGGAUUAGAAAAAGAAGGAUGGUUUGAUCCAUGGACACUUCUUAAUGCAUUCAAACGAAAAGCGGUUUCUUUAGGCGUUGAUUAUGUCAAAGGCGAAGCUGUAGGCUUUAAUUUUAAGAAAGAUUCAGGUGUAAUGGUUUCUGGUGUUGCUCCUGGUCAAUUUGAAUCACUUAAUUACUUGGUUGUUCGGACAGAUGAUGGAAAACUGAGACCAAUUCAAUUUAGCAGGUGUAUUAUUGCAGCUGGAGCUGGUAGUGGAGAUAUAGCUAAAAUGGCAAAAAUCGGUCUUGGCAAAGACAUGUUAUCUAUACCAUUACCUGUAGAACCAAGAAAAAGAUUUGUUUAUUGUUUCCAUGCCCCAGAAGGGCCAGGACUUAACACACCCAUGGUUAUAGAUCCCUCAGGUACAUACUUUAGAAGAGAAGGCUUAGCAAACACAUAUAUUUGUGGUCGCUCUCCUGAUGCAUGUGAUGAACCAAGUUGCGAUAAUUUAGAUGUGGAUCCAACAUAUUUCGAAGAAAAAAUUUGGCCUACUUUAGCUCACCGUGUGAAAGGUUUUGAAAAUUUAAAGGUAAAAUCUUCAUGGGCUGGAUUUUAUGAAUACAAUAAAUUUGAUGAAAAUGGAAUAAUUGGUUUUCAUCCAUACCAUGAUAACAUUAUCUUUGCCACUGGCUUCAGUGGUCAUGGUAUACAGAAAGCACCAGCUGUUGGAAGAGCUAUCUCUGAGCUAAUUCAGUACAAUACUUACACGACGAUAAAUUUAAAUAGAUUAGGAUUUGACAGAUUUAUAACAAAUGAGAAAAUGGAAGAAAAUAACGUUUGGUGAAAUACAAACAAUUUUAUUAAUAUUGUAUAAUAAAGUGUACAUAAAUGUAAAGAUAUUGUUGUUAGAUUGUUAUAAGUUGAAUUGUGCAGCAUUAUUUGUCAAAA
Messenger RNA from Trichogramma pretiosum, 1809 nucleotides. RefSeq names its product FAD-dependent oxidoreductase domain-containing protein 1. Gene Ontology annotation, cellular component: cytoplasm. NCBI's taxonomy places the organism in Eukaryota, Metazoa, Arthropoda, Insecta, Hymenoptera, Trichogrammatidae. The record is from RefSeq and is a predicted model, not a curated record. The transcript has 6 exons. The coding region runs from base 161 to 1705 and encodes 514 amino acids. Gene Ontology annotation, molecular function: oxidoreductase activity.